Molecule: messenger RNA, 4315 nt
Organism: Chilo suppressalis (striped riceborer)
Lineage: Eukaryota; Metazoa; Arthropoda; Insecta; Lepidoptera; Crambidae
Source: the annotation of a GenBank genome assembly
CGACAAUUCAACUUAAUAGGCUAGGCCACGCCCAAUCACGUAACCGCCUAUUACGGCUGUGUAACGACGCAGGCUUUUAACUCCACGACGUCGGCCGAUCGCUGCGCGUCUCGCUUCGCUGUAGCGCUGCGUCUCUCUCUAAUUUCCCGAGUCGAACGUAUACGGGGUGUCUAGGCUCGAGUGUGAUAGAGUCGCGUUUGGCGCGCGUGCCUGAUUUCAGUUGCACGUCCGAAGUCGGAAGAGGGGGACGCAUGCAACUGUUUUCGAUAAUCGGCCGCGCGUUCCGUACGUGAAAAGCGGACAGUAUCCCGCCAGUCACGUCCGCGUAAAAACGGAUAUAUGCCCAGAAUAUUUAUUAAGUGGGUGGUUGUGCGUGACUUUUCCCCUGUGAAUAGCUAGCCCAGUAAACGAUCGCCCACGAAAAUAGAACGGGCGUUUGUUUGAUAACUGAAAACGUCGCCGUCUGAAACACGAGUGAAGUCUGUGACCUGUGAACUGCCCAUUACAAACAGUGAGAUCGGACUCUAUGGACAUAAUGGGACAAGAGGAAAACUCUUCGUUCUUGUAGUGAAAACAAAAUUUCAAAAGAAACAAAAGUGAAUCUAGUGACUGUUUUUGAAAAUGGAAGGUUUUUGAUGUCCGACCAGACUGUUUUGAUACUUGAACAAAAAAUGGACAACCCAAGUGGAAAUUUAAACUAACUGACGUGAGUGGAUAGUGACUAUGUUGCCGUAUCAGGCGGUAGCUAUGGACUACGCGGUGGCUUCCGCAGGUUUCCACCACCAUCAGAGGCCAGGAGGCCUGCCCGGCGUGAUGGGCCUCCCAGGGCCCGGGGCCGGCCUCAAUCCUGGCCUUAACCCGGCCUUCACUCAUUCCUGGUUCGUACAGACAAGCCCGGAUAUCUGUCGGCAGCAACAAGCAUCCAACCAAUCGCAUCUCGAACCUGGCAUUCUAGAGCUACGGAAAGAGAAGAGCAGAGACGCGGCUCGCUCGAGAAGAGGGAAAGAGAACUACGAAUUCUACGAGUUGGCGAAGAUGUUGCCGCUGCCAGCCGCCAUCACGUCGCAGCUGGACAAGGCCUCCAUCAUCAGACUGACCAUCAGCUACCUCAAACUAAGAGACUUCUCGGGGCAUGGCGACCCGCCAUGGAGUCGGGACCUGCCGCCUACUAGCAAAGCUUUGAAAGGUGCGCAAAGUAGAAGAACAGCUGCGGGUUUGGCUAUGGAGCUGUUUGAGCAACACCAAGGAACGCACAUACUUCAGUCUCUCGACGGGUUUGCCUUGUCAGUGGCAGCCGACGGAAGAUUCCUGUACAUAUCAGAAACUGUAUCUAUAUAUUUAGGAUUAUCACAAGUAGAAAUGACGGGCAGUAGUAUAUUCGACUACGUGCACCAAGCAGACCACGCGGAGAUAGCCGAGCAACUCGGGUUGUCGCUAGCAGGCAGGUCGGGCGGAGCUGGUCUAAACAGUCCAGCUUCUGGCAGUGAGGAGGGAAGCCAGCACGGCACAAAUAAUCCUGACGUAUCGGCGCAAAUGAGCUUAGCAGCAAGUGGAACGCUGUACAGAGGGAUGGACCGAGCCUUCUGCAUCAGAAUGAAAAGUACACUCACAAAACGUGGAUGCCAUUUCAAAUCAUCUGGAUACCGGGUGGUGCUGAUGCUGUGUCGUCUGCGGCCUCAGUACUCCUUCUCGCAUAGCCGGAAAUCUCCAACAGUCCUCUUGGGAAUGGUGGCAUUGGCGAUAGCAUUACCACCUCCCUCCGUGCAUGAAAUAAGACUGGAAUCCGAUAUGUUCGUCACAAGAAUCAACUUCGACUUCCGAAUAGCACACUGCGAACCCAGCAGGGUGUCAGAACUACUAGGAUAUACAGCGGAGGAAUUAACGGGAAAGAACCUAUACGCGUUAUGUCAUGGAGAGGAUGCAAACAAACUAAGAAAAUGUCACGUAGAUUUAAUGAAUAAAGGCCAAGUGCUGACGCACUACUACAGGAUAAUGAAUAAACUGGGCGGAUACACAUGGAUGCAGACUUGUGCGACUGUCGUGUGUUCCUCAAAAAAUGCUGAAGAGCAAAAUAUCAUCUGUGUCAACUACGUCAUCAGUGGUCGGGAGUAUCCGAACACGGUGAUGGAUUGCUGUCAGCUCGAAGAGAGUGUGCAAGGUGUUAAGCGAGAAGAGAGCACAGGCGAUCCAGAGAAUGGUCCUCCCGAUACCGACAAUUCGGGAGGACCGCCUCCGACACAAAGACAUCCACAAGAAAGAACAGAACCCCCUACAAAUCAAGAAGCUGCGUCUACAGCGCCCGUGCCUACAUCUGACGUCACUCAUCUGACCAGACUAAACGACGCCCAGCCAUUACCCCUUCCCACUAAUCCAGAGCGGACUUCCCCAAUGCCUGCGAGAAGACUGAAGAAACGAAAACAUACGACCGACGAAGACGACGAGAGAGACGAAGAAAGGCGGAAGUCCUCGUCGAACCCUGGCGCGGCAAUAUCGCCCGUCGAACGAGAAAUGACCAAAACCAACCUGUCCAUACCCGAGGGCACGACUGAUGCGACUUCAGUGAGAGAUUUGGAAAAUGCGAUGUCGAAACAUUUGCCUUCCGUUUCUCUGGACGGCAAAGAAAUCUCACAUAGACCGACUGAUUUCUCCACGGAUGCUUUGCUAAAACAGCAGCAGCAAAAGUCAACAAUACAGUGGAUAGGCACUCAAAACCAUCACCUGAACCACUUGAACAGACAAAUCCCUGGAAACCAUACGACUACUCCCGCAUCGGCGUUAUUGAGACAACUUUAUGCUAACAGAGAGAGUGUCAUUCGUAGCAACUUCUUAGGAGAUGGAAGAACGGGUGGAUAUUACUCGAGCGAUGGCCAAAAUGGGCCGUUGCCCACUCCCCCAGGAAGCGAAGGCUCCAGUUACGGUGAACAAUUAGGUCAUAAAGGCAAUGACAUAAGUUCAUUAGCUUACGGCGGCUACGCUGACUAUCAUUCCGCUAUGACGCCUCCAGGGUCUGUUUCGCCUAGGGAUAAGCAGCAGUACGCUCUGUCGUACGACAAUAGCGCGUAUUCCGAAGCGUUAAGGCACUCGUAUUUGGGUGAAGCGCCGUUGCCUUUGAAGCCGCAGGCGUAUUCGGCCGUUCCCGGCGCUUUAGACUAUGCGUCGCCUUUAGACCAAUCCCAGUUCUUCCAUCCGCCGUCUUCGUUCCAUCUCUACCAUCCGCAAGCUCACGCUGCGCACGCGACGCAUUCUCACCAAUCUGUAGAUAAGUCAGCACCGCCGAAUACAAAUUGGUACUCGGCCGGGUCAUAGCCAUAUAUGAGAUGAUUUUGAGGUUUAAACGUUUUAGCAUAUUAGGGCCUAAACUUAUAUGUGAGGCCCCGGAUGUGUUUCCGACUUGAUUCUCAUUGAAUUAUAUUUUUUAUUUGUUGUUAAGUUUAGCAUUUUUGUUAUCGUUGAACAGUUUCUUUUACGUGGUUUUUGACCAAGGGUUUGUUCCCUUAUGAUAGUGAAUUGUAAAUAACAUUUAAUUCAAAACAGAACGUUUCGAAAUUCGUAUACGGACAAAAAGACUUCUUAACUACUAUUAAAAUACUCAAAGAUGACAAGUUUUCGAAAUAUGACUGCUUUGUGAAGUCUGUGUAAAAUAUACUGUAUUAUUUAAAUAUACAUAAUAAUGUGCCAAAUUUGGUGCUUACGGCUAUAUUUUAUUGCAUUUAGCUUACAUUCCCAUUUUAAUGUUAUAUUACAAUGUUUUUUAUAUUUUACGUAGACACUGAACUUUCCCAAACAAUAUUGUAGCAGAAUAAAAUAGUCACAUUAAAACGGAAUAGCUCUAUCCGAAAAUAAAUCUUUUAUGAAAGAUUUUAUCAGAAGAGGGCGCUUAGACGCUUAAAUUAAUAUACAUAAGGUACACACGCAUAAUUACUUUCCAAAAAAUAUACCAUACUUAGACUUUGAUUAGAUUCAAAAGACUAAUUCUGAGUGACAAAAGGUAACUAAAAUAAAACCUUUUGAUUUCUGUUAUUCGAUGUAAUAGGUGCCACGGGGUUGUAUAUACGAACUAUAAUAAGUCUAAAAAUUGUGGCAAUUACAACUUUAUGCGAUAAUUGUCUGAAUUCAAUCGCGUCAAUUGAAGAAAAUUUUAAAGAUUGUCGGGAUAAGGUGCAUACAAUAAUCGACUUAAAAAUAAAUAUCUAACUUCUAUGAUCAUAAAAAGAUAGAAACAAUAAGACAUAGGUAUUAUAAUGGUGUCGAUUCUUGCAUGAUUAUCUAAACUUAAAACUAAAUUUAAAAUCAGUCUCUCCUUUUCAUUCUGUAU